Neolamprologus brichardi is the source of this 939-nucleotide messenger RNA. NCBI's taxonomy places the organism in Eukaryota, Metazoa, Chordata, Actinopteri, Cichliformes, Cichlidae. The record is from RefSeq and is a predicted model, not a curated record.
AUGUUAGCGUGUAGCUACUUCCCACAACAACAUGACUGUGAAGAAGAGGAGGGUCUGGAUGAGCAGCAGGUUUGUAACCAGGAGAGGAACUCCAGUCUGGACGAGGAGGACCCAGAGCCUCCACAGAUUAAAGAGGAACAGGAGGAGCUCUGCAGCAGUCAGGAGGGAGAGCAGCUUGGACUGAAGCAGGAGGCUGAAGGCAUUAUCAUCUGGACUGAUGAAGAGCAGCUCAGACAGAUGGAGACUAUCUGGAAACCUGAGAUAAAGUUACACAGAAUAGAUGUUGUACAGCAGCAUGCUUUUGAGGAAGAAGAUGUUCUUACAGACCAGCAGGUCUGUAACCAGGAGAGGAACUCCAUUCUGGACCAGAAGGACCCACAGCCUCCACAGAUUAAAGAGGAACAGGAGGAAGUGUGCAGCAGUCAGGAGGGAGAGCAGUUUGGACUGAAGCUGGAGGCUGAUACUUUCAUGGUGACACCCACUUAUGAGGAAAGUUCCCACAGUGAACCAGAACCAAAAAGUGAGCAGCUCCUUUCUCACAGCUUUUCUAGAGCAGAGAGCCGAGAUUAUGAAGAAAGCCAGCAUGUGGACUCAGGAUCUUCUAGAGGUACGGAGCUGAAGAACAGACGUCCAAGUAGAACGAACACAAAGAACAAGUCUAUUCAAUGUGAUGUCUGUGGAAAAACUUUACCGGAUAAAUACAGAAUGACUGCACAUCUAAGAGUUCACACAGGUGAGAAACCGUAUUCUUGUAGCACCUGUGGGAAAAGAUCUUCUGACUCAUCAGCGUUAAAAAAACACAUGAGAAUUCACACAGGUGAGAAACCAUAUUCUUGUAGCACCUGUGGGAAAAGAUUUGCUGACCCAUCAGCGUUCAAAAAACACACGAGAAUUCACACAGGUGAGAAACCAUAUUCUUGUAGCACCUGUGGGAAAAGA